AUGGGCAAUGGCGUUGUUGGUAAACCAUCCAGAGGUAAUGGAGAAAGUAAGAGCCGAAAUAGACACCAACGUCGGGGAAGAGCGUCUAUUGGAAGAGCGAGACUUGCCAAAGCUGACUUGCAAAAUGUGAUCAAUGAGACACAGCGCCUACAAAAUCACAAUAAGAACCUUCCCCCCUCCCCACUGUCUCUCCCAAUUAUUGGCCAUCUCCAUCUUCUGAAAGAACCAAUUCACCGCACCCUCCAAUCUCUUUCUUCAAACUUGGGCAAAAUUCUACUUCUCCGAUGGGGUUCACGCAGAGUCCUCUUGAUCUCUUCGCCUUCGAUCGCGGAAGAAUGUUACACGAAGCACGACAUCAUCCUCUCCAACCGCCCACGCUUGCUUGCCGGGAAACACUUCCACUACAACUUCAAAACCGUCGCCGCCGCACCCUAUGGAGACCUCUGGCCCAACCUCCGCCGCGUCAUGACUCUCGAGAUCUUCUCCUCCUCUCGCCUCGCCACGUCUUCGAGCGUCAGGCAAGCUGAAGUCCGUUUGCUAUUGAAUCAGACGAUGAAGAGCUGUGCUUGCACGCAACAGGGGAUGACAAAGAUCGAGCUCAAAUCCAAGUUCAUGGAGCUUUCGUUCAACGUGAUGACGAUGAUGGUUUUGGGGAAGCGGCACCACGGCGAAGAUGUUGAGGAUGUUGAAGAGGCUAAGCAUUUCCGGGAGGUUAUGAGGGACGCCGUUGACCUACCCACAACGACGAAUUUGGGAGACUUUUUGCCAAUUUUACAGUGA
Prunus armeniaca (apricot) is the source of this 780-nucleotide messenger RNA. NCBI's taxonomy places the organism in Eukaryota, Viridiplantae, Streptophyta, Magnoliopsida, Rosales, Rosaceae. The record is from the annotation of a GenBank genome assembly.